GGUUCCACCACAUUACAUUAUUUCUUUCUCUUCUCCGUUUAAACCAUUUUCUCCGGUGAACUGGCCAAUUACAAAAAAAAUCUGAGAAUCAAACUAUGGCCGUAUUUCCCGCCGCGAUUUCUAUUCUCCUUCUCGUCCUCUCUGUAUCCUCUCCUUUCGUUCAUGGAAAGUCGGCACCAACCACCGAUUGCUCCGCCGUGAUACUGAACAUGGCGAAAUGUUUGUCUUUCGUUACGAUCGGGAGCCAAGUGGAGAAACCGGACAUCGAGUGCUGCUCUGGUCUGAAGACGGUGCUCGACUCGAACGCCGAAUGUCUAUGUGAAGGGCUAAAGAACAGUGCCUCCUUUGGAGUCAAACUGAACGUCACUAAAGCCUCUACUCUUCCUGCCGCUUGCAAUCUCACCGCUCCUCCGGUGACUGCUUGUGGAUUGUCUACUAAUCAUCCUGCUAGUGCGCCAGCUCCAGUUCCUGCUACUGGAACACAACCAGGAACACAAUCAGGUUCAGGACCAGCUUCUGCUCCAGCUCCAAGCCCAUCUCAAGGGAACCAUGGGCCUUCAAUGAUCCCAAUAUCUAGCUUGUCAUUUGUAAUCAGCGGUGCAUUGGUCAUAUUGUUCUCUUUUAUCUAAAAGUCGAAGUCCUUUUACUUUUUAGUUUACCAUGAAGUUCUCUUUCUAAGACCUUAGCUUAUUUUUUAGUUAUAAUUAUAUCAUUAAGGCAUGAUUUCAAUGCGUGCUUUUUAAACUCACAUUGGUCGUAUUUAUUAUUUG
Eutrema salsugineum is the source of this 770-nucleotide messenger RNA. Its product is annotated as non-specific lipid-transfer protein-like protein At5g64080. Gene Ontology annotation, molecular function: lipid binding. Lineage: Eukaryota; Viridiplantae; Streptophyta; Magnoliopsida; Brassicales; Brassicaceae. Bases 96 to 629 code for a protein of 177 amino acids. The transcript is spliced from 3 exons. The record is from RefSeq and is a predicted model, not a curated record. Gene Ontology annotation, biological process: lipid transport.